Molecule: messenger RNA, 1955 nt
Organism: Misgurnus anguillicaudatus (oriental weatherfish)
Lineage: Eukaryota; Metazoa; Chordata; Actinopteri; Cypriniformes; Cobitidae
Biological process (GO): positive regulation of tyrosine phosphorylation of STAT protein; cell surface receptor signaling pathway
Cellular component (GO): extracellular region
Molecular function (GO): cytokine activity
Source: RefSeq, a predicted model, not a curated record
CUAGAAACCGGUUUGAUGUAUGUGCGUGUAGAUGUUUCGAUUAUGUGGUCUCGUCAUUUGAGGAGGUACUUUUUAUGAAUGUACCCACCAGGUGGUUCUUUAUUUCACUGGAGCAAAACAGAAAUUUCGUUUUUAUGUAGAAAACUGCAGUUGAGUAAGACAUGUCAGAAAGAGAGAGACUAGCUAUAAGGAAGCUAAGAGGGUGUUCCCCAAAGGGACUAUUAUGAGUUUCCACCAUGGGUCUUCAAGGGGUUGAGUAAACAUUAGGAAGACACUAAAACUUCUAUAAUUAGGAUAAGCUGCAAAGUUGUGAUAUUUGUAUUUUGUGUGUCAAUUUUUCUACUUUGUUUAGCUAUAUUCCUGCGGUUAUAUAACAAUAUUAACUAUAAACUGCAGAAAAAUUAAUAAAGAAUUAAUAACAAAUAUUAAUGAGUAUUUGAAAAUCGAUUUGCCUCUCAUAACGCAAAUGAAAAUACAGUAGGCUAUCCCUCAGCAAGACUACUGUACUUCUUGAAACUCCUUAACAACACUUAUGACACUGAAACAAAAAAAAAAGGGGAAACAAGAAACGAAGCGGCAUUCCCGAAACAUAACGAAACAGAAAGACGCAUCAUUAUAUAAACAUGUCGCAUAUCGCACCUCAUCACUUCACAUCACUGACAACGAUUGAUCGAUCAAGUGCUAAUAUUCAAGAUGUUUUGCCGGUGUCUACCUGUUGUGUGUAUCCUACUGAUGUGUCUGGUGUUUGAGAGUCAUUCCUCUCCUCGUGGUCAAAGGGGGUCGCUGUCUUUUUCCAAUUCACUGCGUCUGACGCGCGCUAUCCGCACACAUGUCCAGAAAUUGCUCAACCGAUACAAGAAACAGCUGUUUGGUGACGAGCUCUUUGAAAACAGAGAAUUAAUGCUGAGCUCAUUACCGGCUGUCACUGUCUCUUAUAAUAACUGGAUACAAAUGCAGGACAUUGAGCGUUUGCAAUUGGCCUCUCACCACCUUCAAACCUUCUGGACUCACCUGGAAGAUCAACGGCAGCAAUUAGAGAAAGAGAAGGAUGGAAAUAGAAAAGAACCGAGAAGAGAUAAGCGUGGAAGGCCUCAGUUCACCUUAUUUCAAAGCUUUAUGGCUCUACAAAUAGAUCUGCGGGACCUAAUGAGACAAGUCAACACUCAGCUGGAGAGUCUCACUGCCAAACAGAACUCUGAUUCUACAUCUCCACAGCCCUCUUCCUUAUACUCCACUUCAACCUCCAGUCCGAUUCCCAGCACGCAUACAUCCACAGCGAGCACCACUCUCCAGACCUCAUCCCACACUGAUGCUCCCCAAAGCUCCACGCAAUUCACUGUAAAAUCAACUGAAACCUCGAUCGCAUCCAACACAAAACUUUCUGCAGAAACCUUUGUAGGUGUCACAGUGACAAAACCCACCCAGACAUCAACAGUCCAUCAUUCAAGGGAAAGCCAGCCCUCCGUAGACAAGCAGAAGACAGACGUUCUGUCCUCAGGGACGUCCCGCUGGGUCCAGCAUCUGAAGGGGUACGUUAUACUGAGAGAUCUAGAGCGGUACCUGAGCAGAUUGGCACGUGAUUACACUAUACUCCGAGCUAAACACUGACAAACAAAACAAGGAGACAACAAUCAAAAGAAGUAUUUAACAAACAUUCACACAUACAGUAAUUGAAUACACUAACAUUUACAUCCGCAUACAACUGAAGAGUUACAGUCGCUGUUUACCUAAUUUAUGAGAAUUACUGUAUUAUUAUUUAAUAAUUUAUUAUUUUUUUCUACUGUUUGAUUAUUGUGAUGACAAAUAUGAUGCGUGGAAAGUGUUAUGUCAGUAUUAGAAUAUAUUUCAGGCAGCUUGUGCUUCCUUUCCACAAUAUUUAGGAAAAAGGAUGUUUACCACAGUAUUAUGUUUUACAGUAUUAAUGAAAAAGUCAAGAACAAAGUCUGUUCAUUUCA